Cadophora gregata is the source of this 1815-nucleotide messenger RNA. Its product is annotated as FKBP12-associated protein. The transcript is spliced from 4 exons. Gene Ontology annotation, biological process: negative regulation of transcription by RNA polymerase II. NCBI's taxonomy places the organism in Eukaryota, Fungi, Ascomycota, Leotiomycetes, Helotiales, Ploettnerulaceae. Gene Ontology annotation, cellular component: nucleus. The record is from RefSeq and is a predicted model, not a curated record. Gene Ontology annotation, molecular function: DNA-binding transcription factor activity, RNA polymerase II-specific; RNA polymerase II transcription regulatory region sequence-specific DNA binding. The coding region runs from base 1 to 1815 and encodes 604 amino acids.
AUGACUCUCUUUUCGUAUUUCACCAGGAACCUCUCCUCUCGUUUCAAUCUGAACGGGGGUAAUGGGCAGGAGCUCGAGGAUCGCAAUGCUGGCUCAAACCAGUCUGCUCGCUCCCAGCAGAUAAUCACAGACAUCACUGAGGGAAACGCGCCAUGUUCAAUCUGUACAGAUUCCGUAGGUUUCGGAUAUGACACCCCUUACAAUAUCUGGCACUGCAAAGUAUGCUACAACGUGUACCAUUACCAUUGUGCCAAGGCUUGGGAGACUCAGAACAUUUCCGGUGGCCACUUUUCAUUGUCCGGCGUGCCAACUUGGAAAUGUCCUACUUGCUCCUCCCUACAAACAGCAAUUCCAGGACCACGCUGUUGGUGCGGCAGACAGGAGCACCAUCUUAGUGCCGCUGGUCGCCCAAAUGCUUGUGAUAACGUGUGCGCCAGAGCCGGAGCGUGCGCGCAUAAUACAAGAAAGCGUUGUGCGGAGCGGUGUCAUCCAGGGCCUUGCAGGUAUCCUUGCACUAAUGAAUGUCCACAAGGACCGAUCGCCCCUCCAAGACCGCCAACUGCUUGGGACAGAUUCUGCAAGAGAGUCCACGAGCGCAGGUCGGGAACUUUGAAGAUAAUGGCUUGGGGAUGGACAGUUGUGGCCAUUGUAUAUGGUCUUCUUGGUGCAUUGCUUCAUUUUCAUAUCCGCUGGCACACGAUGCCAUACACCUACCCCAACUUCAACAACCUUUACGAGACAUUUGGUCUGCUUCUUGGUCUAACGUUCGUUUAUGCCCCUUUGAUGGGAUAUUUUCUCCUUGCCCUAUUCCGCGUCACAGCCGAGUUCUUGGACUCCGCCUUGAACCUGAAGACCGCUUCUCGUCGACUAAUGUACAAGACGUUUGUCCGCUUCUUUGGUGGCAUACUGUUGGCAGCUUUCUUCGGUUUAGUACUCCUUCUUCCGGCCAUCGGAUUCGCCAGAGGGCCAGGCAUUGGUUGGUACAACCAGAUGAAAGAUUCCUGCAAUGGCUUCGACACGAGAAUUGUUAUGGAUCGAAAACCAGGAGUUCCUGCCACCGCUUUUGCUCUGGAGAAUAUUCAUGCCAAUCCAGAUGACAACUACCUUGGCCUGUUCCUCGGGACGCACCUCAAGCCAACACCAGAAAGCAGAAAUUCAACCUUCCAAUACUACAACCGUCUAUCUGGGAUGGUGGCUGGGCAAGUCUUCGCUGUCGACGUUGAUAUAGAGAAUGAAGUCUGGCGAUUUCUCCACCUGAAUGGCUCGGACAAAGUUAACUCCUGGCUUGCACACUACUCAAAGGGCCUCUACAGCAACGGAGACCUUCGAAAAGUCCCCAAAUUCAUAUUCCCAAACGAAACAAUCCUGAGCAAAGGCACUUUCUCUCUCCCACGAGCUGACAAACCUCAUAUGGAGAUCCCCCAACUGGACAUGGUCAUCAUGGACAUGUAUGAUUUCCUCAGCAAUCCUGACAUCGAACCCUUCCUCAGGGUCCUCACCUACCGGGGUUUCGAGAUGGCCGAUGCCGAGCAGAUGAGAGUCGAGUAUGCGAUUGGCGGCAAACAAUCGUCCAAGAAUGUGUGGACGAAAAAGCCUCAUAUUCAGGAGGUCAUGCGAACUGCUGCGUUUGGCUAUGGGAGAAAAAGCUUGACCAUGUGCGUACGCGAGUACGUUGGGUACCAUAACAUGGAGCCUGUUGCCCCGGAAUUACCUGGUAUGCAGCCGGCGGAGCUGAUACCGUUCGCUAUCAUCUCUGCAAUGAGACAGAGGUAUACUGAGACUGGCAAAAGAAGGGAAUGGUACUAUGGGCGAUGA